GCCGCCUGCCGGCGUUCGAUUUUAUUCAUUCCAGAAAAUUCUCAGUUGAUAGGUUAAAGUAAACCACGUUUUUUAAAUAUCUGUUUCUUAUAAUACUAAUCAUAAAUACAACCAUGUCGGCAGCAGCUAAACGUUUGAUUCCUCUUUUUGACCGUAUACUGAUAAAAAAAUUUGAGGCAGUAACACAAACCAAAGGUGGAAUUGUUAUUCCAGAAAAAGCACAGGGCAAAGUUCUACAAGGUACCGUUGUGGCUGUAGGUCCUGGUGCUAGAUUACAAGAUGGCACUUUUGCACCAGUAGCUGUGAAAGUAGGAGAAAAAGUUCUCUUGCCUGAAUACGGAGGCACAAAAGUCGAAUUAGAAGAAAACACAGAAUAUCAUUUGUUUAGAGAAUCAGAUAUUUUAGCGAAAGUAGAAUAACUGAACUAGUUAUGUGUUUUUUUAUAUUCCAUUAAGAUUUCUCUGUGAGAAUAAUGUAAGUCUGAAAUGUUAUGGAUAUACAUAAUUUGUAUAGAAAUCUCUUUAAAGCCAUAAAAUUUCGGGCUUAAAAAUUAGACAAUGUGUCUGGCUGAUGUUUAUUAUUUUACUGCCAGAGAUAUUGUUCAUAAUUUUAUGAAGUUCUUGUAGUAAACUUGUUUAAAAAUAUAUUUGUAUUAUGUA
Anoplophora glabripennis (Asian longhorned beetle) is the source of this 659-nucleotide messenger RNA. RefSeq names its product 10 kDa heat shock protein, mitochondrial. Lineage: Eukaryota; Metazoa; Arthropoda; Insecta; Coleoptera; Cerambycidae. The record is from RefSeq and is a predicted model, not a curated record. The transcript has 3 exons. Gene Ontology annotation, molecular function: protein folding chaperone; metal ion binding; protein-folding chaperone binding. Gene Ontology annotation, cellular component: mitochondrial matrix. The coding region runs from base 114 to 419 and encodes 101 amino acids.